GGGGCGCGCGGCGCUCAGCUCACAGUCGAGCGAUGGCCGCGAACGGGACGGCGGCGGCCGCGGAGCCGCGGCUCUGCCACGUGCGGAAGGUGGCCAGCUUCGACGGCUACGGCUUCAACCUGCACGCCGAGAAGGGCAAGCCGGGCCAGUACAUCGGCAAGGUGGACGCGGGCUCGCCGGCCGAGGCGGCGGGGCUGCGGCGCGGCGACCGCAUCCUCGAGGUCAACGGGCACAGCAUCGCGGGCGAGUCGCACAAGCAGGUGGUGGCGCGCAUCAAGCAGCGGCCCGACGACGCCGAGCUGCUGGUGGCGGCGCCCGCGCCCGGCGACCCGCUGCCCGACCUGGACGCGCCGGAGCCCGCCGCGCCGCCCGCGCGCGACGCGUCCGACGCGCCCGAUGCGCCCGACCUGCCCGCCGCGGAGCCCCCGCGCCUCAACCUGCACAUGACGGCGGCCGAGAUGCGCGCGCAGCUCGCCGCCAAGAAGCGAGUCGACCCCAAGAAGGUGCCCAUGGACCUCAAGUCCAAGUUCGACAUCGUGAAGAAACUGUGAUGCGCGAGUGCCGCGGCGAGUGUGUGCGUGCGAGUCGCGCGACUGUCGCGUGGCGCGACUGUCGCGUCGCGAGUCGCGCGGGCGACGGAUGCUACAAUGUGCCUUCCAUUUAUUGCCAUUGAAUGUUGUACAUAGGUACUUUUGCUCGUUGUUAAGGAGUUUAUUGCGAUUUAAUUUUAUUAAUAUUAUACAUAUUUAUAUGAUUCAGGAGCGACGGUCGACAUUAUGAGAUGAGUUUAUCUAAAUGUGUAGUUAGAUUUAUAAACAUACAUAAGUGCAAUUAUUGUUGAGUGAUCAAUAAAAUGUUUAAUUUUA
Molecule: messenger RNA, 866 nt
Organism: Maniola jurtina (meadow brown)
Lineage: Eukaryota; Metazoa; Arthropoda; Insecta; Lepidoptera; Nymphalidae
Product: Na(+)/H(+) exchange regulatory cofactor NHE-RF2
Exons: 1
Coding region: 33-551 (172 amino acids)
Biological process (GO): protein localization to plasma membrane
Cellular component (GO): apical plasma membrane
Molecular function (GO): protein binding; protein-membrane adaptor activity
Source: RefSeq, a predicted model, not a curated record